UGUUGACUCAGUAACACUCAAUGUUGGUAACACUCUUUUUGUUUUGGCCACUGUUGAAUCAGUAACUUAUCGUAUUUUCAGAUUUUAUGAUAAGCAUAACGAAGUUGUGAACUUCGUCCGCCUGUCUAAAACACGCCAUGUCUACUUAAUUUUUGGUCACCGUUCUGCAAACACAUCAUAGUUCUUAAAACUUGUGCAAUUAAUGAUCCGAGAUCGAACGAAAGAGGAUGGCAGAUAGUCAAAAUGGUAAACAUAAUGGACUGAUGCCACAGUGCAGUGAUGAGGGGGUGGAGGUGGCAGAGGAAGCCCUGGACACGAUUAGUCACUCCAAAGAGAGGGGUGUGUGGGGUACAAAGGCAGAGUUCAUAUUGUCCUGUGUCGGAUUCGCAGUCGGACUUGGAAACGUAGUUCGCUUCCCAUACGUCUGCUAUGAGUCGGGAGGCGGCGCCUUCCUCAUUCCCUUCUGUGUGUUCCUCGUCAUCGCAGGGAUCCCAAUGUUCUUCCUAGAACUGGCAGUCGGUCAGUUUUCCAGCUCCGGGCCAAUUACAGUGUGGCGAUGCGCACCUCUAGUUAGUGGGCUGGGCUACUGUGUAUGCUGUAUUUGCUUCCUGUUGACGUUCUACUAUUCAGUGAUAGUUGCAUGGUGCAUGUACUACCUCUUCAAUAGCUUCAGUUCCCCCCUCCCCUGGUCUCAGUGUAACGACGACCCUAGGUGCAUCGGGGUCCCCUGUGGAUCAAAUGCAACGGAUAAUUCCUCAGUCGACUGUAAAGAAGCGCAGAUGUCGCCAGCGGCUCUGUUCUAUUUCAAAAAUCUACUGGGCAUCACUACAUCGAUCGAAGAGGUAGGCGAGUUCCAGUACCACAUUGCAAUCUGUCUCUUUCUCACCUGGCUUCUCAUCUUCCUCGCCCUAAUCAAGGGCAUCCACAGUCUGGGCAAAGUGGCUUAUGUCACAUCAGUGCUGCCCUACAUCCUUCUCACAGCCCUUCUCGUAUUCUCAAUAACCUUACCCGGUAGUGGAAACGGAAUAAUUUACUACAUCAAACCCGACUUCGCUAAACUAGCCGACCCUGUGGUGUGGAAAAGCGCGGCGUCCCAGAUUUUCUUUUCUUUCGGGAUCGGCUGGGGAUGUUUGAUUGCGUUUUCCAGUUACGGCAAGUUCGACAACAACUGUCUCAGAGACGCAGUGCUUGUCAGUAUUCUGGACUGCGCUACCAGUAUAUUCGCUGGUUUUGUCAUCUUCGCAAUCAUUGGAUUCAUGGCACAUGAACAGGGAACAACUGUGGGUAGGGCAAUUGAGAAUAGCCCUGGACUCGCUUUCGUCACCUACCCGACCAUCGUGAACGAAAUCAAGUUCCCCCAAGUGUGGGCAGUACUUUUUUUCGUCAUGCUUAUAGUCCUCGGAGCCGACACUCUUUUCGCACUCGUCGAAGGAGUGGUGACUGCAAUUUGCGACAGAUUCCCUCAUAAAUUGAGAACCAGAAAGAUGUAUGUUACCCUAGCCUAUUGUUUGUCCAGUCUAUUCUGUGGCAUUUUUCUCUGCUUCGGAAACGGACUAUACGUUUACACUCUGUUCGACAGCUUUGUGGCAAGUAUCAACCUCCUAAUCAUUGGAAUUCUGGAGUUAAUUAUAAUCAGUUGGGUUUACGGCGCUGAUCGAUUCAUAGAUGACAUAAGCUUCAUGCUGCAGUAUGAUGUAAACAGGUUCUGGAAAUACGUCUGGCAAUUCGUUUCUCCUCUAUCUCUUCUCAUAGUUUUAGUCCUGAGUUUAAUAAACUACUCUCAAGCGACAGUUCAAACUCUAUACGGGACCUACACGUACCCCUUAUAUUGCGAGUGUAUAGGUUGGGCCAUGGUUAUUCUGCCCUUCUUCUUUAUACCCUGCGUUGCGAUUUCAAAAGUGUCAGCAAUUGAAGAAGGAACACUUAGGGAAAAAGUGGAAAAGUUACUCAAGCCGGAUCUAAGCUGGGGUCCGAGGAAUAUCGAUGACUGGGUGCGAGAUCGAGAGAGGAGACCGGAAUUAUAUGAAAAGAACGACAAGUACACAGAUUGUAUCGAAACGAGUGCUUAAUAUUUAUCUUAUCAUAAUAAGAGUGUCAUCUUUGAUCUUGACUUUUAUUUUCUAUCUAGAUUCUUAUCGGACUGGCAUCCAUUAUCAGUUGUCUGUGAAUAAAGGCAAGUGAGUUUGAAGUAUCUCUGUUCAGUGAGCCAAUCAAUUUUAAAGUCAAGGUUAUUUGGUGAUAUAUUACUUCAAUAUAUAUUUUUGAUUGGGGCUUCUUAUGCAUUUUUAUUUUUCGUUUGAUUAUUUUUUUUGCGAUUUUUUGCUAUUUCAGUUGUUAAUUGUAUAGGUUCGAUUCCUACUUAAGGGUUAUGAAAUAAUGCUUUAUGUUGAGAGAGAUUCCAAAUUAUCUUCAAUUGCCUUAUAUAUGAAUUAAUUAUUGGAGGACAUGAAUUGAAAUGGCUGAUAAGAAUUGGAAAA
Symsagittifera roscoffensis is the source of this 2477-nucleotide messenger RNA. Its product is annotated as sodium- and chloride-dependent glycine transporter 2-like. Gene Ontology annotation, biological process: sodium ion transmembrane transport. The transcript has 6 exons. The record is from RefSeq and is a predicted model, not a curated record. The coding region runs from base 228 to 2069 and encodes 613 amino acids. NCBI's taxonomy places the organism in Eukaryota, Metazoa, Xenacoelomorpha, Acoela, Convolutidae. Gene Ontology annotation, cellular component: plasma membrane.